AUGGGUCAUCAUACCAUGCCUCUCCCUCGCAUCCCAGACUUGAGUCUUCCAUCUUUUCGGGAGCUCGACGAGUCCGUCGAAGCCAACAGGCGCAACCAGCCAAGCUCGCGUCUUUCUAACAAUAUGUUCGAUGGAACAGAUAAGAGUUCCUCGUCUUCACCGCAGAAGAUCAAUACCAUUCCCAACCCGUACCCACCCUAUCCAGCUAAUGGAUGGCUUGUCCCGCCUGACCCCAGCCAGAAUGCUUUCCGGGGGCCCGGAUUUACUUACCAAGACGUCUCUACUGGUGUGCUUCAACACAAUGUGAACGCAGAGAGGGAUUUGACUCCCACCCCCCAACUCCCUGUACGCCUGAAGGAACCCCAGCCAAUUCAGACAUCCCCAACGUCUACGCAGUCGACUCUCAGCUCUGCACAGACAAUAAUCCGGGAGCGGCUAUCUACAAGCACCCCGGUAGCAUCAACCCCGGAGAAUAUCUCCCCCAACGUGCCUCGACGAAUCCUAACAAAUCGGGCCCCACCGAACAAGCAAGUCAACCGGCAAAGGAUUAACCGCGAUGCAACCGCAAACCACCGAGUCCAGAGACGGCGAGUCGGCGUUCACUUCUCAGAAGUAGCAGCCCACACUGCGAAGUGCGAUGUGUGCAACAAGCGCAACAAGAACGGUAUGUCUCGCUGCCAGAAUUGCGGCUGGCAAAUCUGCCGCAAGUGUCUCACCGACCGAAACGGAGACCGAACCCAUGCUUCCUUCGGAGCUACUCAUGUCCCCGAGGGCGGCGGCGAUAUGCCGGUGUCUUUGCCGCCUGUGGAUGUGGGCCAAGGCCGUCAAUCCGCUGAGUCGAUUGCCGAUGUGAGGGCUGCGCAAACUCUGCUAGAUCUUGGAUCUUUUGGCAGCGCGGCAGGAACUACUAGUACUAUCGGCGUUGUGAGAUGUAUUUCAGAUGGACAGAGAGUGGUCCAUGCACCUCGCCGAGUCUUGCGGCAGCAGGUCGAUGCUUUGUCUACUGAUUCUGAUAUGACCUUGUCGAUUGCUGAGGAUGAGGAGUGGCCUCAGGAUGAGGCUGAUAUCCCUAUUGGUGAGGAUGGUCUGCCUGUUGGAUACAUCAUAACACGUCGCAAUCCUGCGCGUGCUGCGAGACCUUCUACGAAGAUGGCGGAAUGA
Molecule: messenger RNA, 1161 nt
Organism: Penicillium crustosum
Lineage: Eukaryota; Fungi; Ascomycota; Eurotiomycetes; Eurotiales; Aspergillaceae
Exons: 4
Coding region: 1-1161 (386 amino acids)
Source: RefSeq, a predicted model, not a curated record